AUGGCCGACUUCAACUUCCCCGGAGUCGACCUCAGCGAUUCUUUUCUUCCACCUUCUAGUUCCAUAUCCAUCUAUAGUCCUUUCAAAAACAAUACUCCUGAGCUCGCCAUGAAACCACUUCAUGACUAUGGCACAUUCACAUAUCCACUCACUCCAGAAGAUGAACUACCCCGUCCACUUUCUCUACCUUUACGCUCUCGAAAUAUCUGUCUAAAUUCCACACCUUCUUUAUCAUUUUCUCGCUCUUCUAGUAUCUCCUCUAAAACUUCUUCCUCAUCUUGUACACCCGAUAUCUCAUCGAAUCGAUUAUCGAAUACUAAAUGGGAACCUCUUACUUCAUUUCCUUACUUCACAUCAUUACCAUUGGAAAUUCAAAGAACUAUUUGGAGACAUACAUUACCGGGACCGCAAAUCAUAGAAAUAUAUCAAUACGCACCAUCCACAUCUCAAUCCUCAUCAUGUAUCCCAAGUUCCAAACAACAAGAACAAGAACAAGAACCCCUCCCAAUCCUAAAAACCCACACCUCCUCUUUCCCAAUAGCCCUCCACAUAAACCAUCUCUCCCGCCGUCUCACCCUCACCCAUCUAUCUCCCCUCUCCUUCGCCCAACCCUACUACCUCCCCUCAAAUCCCUACGUAUAUAUAAACUACCACACCGACACCAUCUACCUCACUUCCCGUACGCUCUACCCCGACCUCGGAAACCACAUAUUAUAUUCCAGAAACCUGCAUAAAAUCCUGUAUCUCGCGUUAGAUUUCGAAGUAUGGAGUACACUACUCGGGGAUAAUCAUUUCGUUAAUGCUUUAUUAGAAAUGGAAGGAUUGGUUCGUAUUGAUAUUAUAUUUGAGAGGGAUUUGAGCUCAUUUUCCUCUCCUCAUCAUACUCACUCUAAUGAUAUUUACAAUAAUGAUAAUGAUACAUCAACAAUCACAUCAAAACCGCUCUCGGAAUCAAUAAAUCGCAAACCUAACCCUCACCCUCACCCCCAAAAUCCACAUCAUCAUCAUCAUCACCCUCAAACAAAAUUCCUCUUCCUCGCCCCCACAAAACAAGAAACCAAAACCCUAGAAAACAUUUUCGAGAAAGAAUCUGAAAAAAUAUGGUUAUGGGGUCACGUAAGCGGCUGGGAAGAUAUUAGGGGGAAAUUAAGAUUUAAAUUCAAACAACAGGACAAAAUUCCAAAACCCGAUACUAGAAGCGCAAUGCGAUAUCGCAAUGGAAGAUUGGGUUCUGAUAUGCUGUUUUUGGGGAAGAAUGAAAAUGAAAAGAAUGGAAACGAAAACGAAUUAUUUUUUACAAGUCCAUAUCCAUAUCCAUAUCCAUCUCGAGGAUCAAGAUCAGGAUCAGGAUCAGGACCAAAAUCUAGAAAUUCCGCAUCUCGAUCUCGACACGAAUCACUAAACACCAAAAUCGAAAAAUCGAACACAACCUCAUGGAGUAGAAAAACAGCAACUAUGCAAGAAAAUUUAGAAGAAGGGUUGGAAAAUUUAAUUCAUAGGGUUGAUGAUGCGAUGUUGGAUUUUGAGGAUGUGGGGAGAGAAGGAGGAGGAGGAGUAGGAGAUCGAGACGCUUGUGGCUGGGAUGUUGAUGGAGAUAGGGAAAAGGAUGCGGAUAGGGAUGUGGAUGUGUAUGUGUAUAGUGAGAGUGAGUAUUCGCAGUGUUCGGGGGAUUUGGAUGAUGAGUUUGAUAAUGAUUGUGAGGUUGGGGGAUGGAUAUGA
Molecule: messenger RNA, 1719 nt
Organism: Sclerotinia sclerotiorum 1980 UF-70
Lineage: Eukaryota; Fungi; Ascomycota; Leotiomycetes; Helotiales; Sclerotiniaceae
Exons: 1
Coding region: 1-1719 (572 amino acids)
Source: RefSeq, a predicted model, not a curated record